Molecule: messenger RNA, 714 nt
Organism: Aegilops tauschii subsp. strangulata
Lineage: Eukaryota; Viridiplantae; Streptophyta; Magnoliopsida; Poales; Poaceae
Source: RefSeq, a predicted model, not a curated record
AUGGCUGUGCUUCCUGGCUGUGAUGUGGAGGUGGUGGUGCUAAUGGCAGAUGUUGAUCCAAAGCUAUGCCUAUUGUGCCCCGCAAUACCGGCCGCCGUCUCAAGCCGCCGUGAGGCCUCCCGUCGCCAGGCCGCGCCCCCUCCGCAAGGCCGGCCAUCGCCGUCGCCACACCUCCCCUACCCGGCCUCACUGCUCCGGCCGCCGUCAGGCCACCACCGCAAGGCUGGCCACCGCCGCCGCCACGCCUGCCAUGCCCCGCCUCACUGCUCCGACCGCCGUGGCGCCGCCUUCGCAAGGCCGGCCACCGCCGCCGCCAUGCCUCCUCUGCCCCGCCUCACUGCUCCGGUCGUCACCGCCACGCCUCCCUGCCUAGCCUCACUGCUCCGACCGCCGUCGCGCCGCCUCCGCAAGGUCGGCCACCGCAGCCGCCACACCUCCUCUGCCCUGCCUCACUGCUUCGGCCGCCGCCGCCACGCCUCCCCUGUCGCGCCUCACUGCUCCGACGCCGUCGCGCCGCCUCCGCAAGGCCGGCCACCGCCGCCGCCAUGCCUCCUCUGCCCCGCCUCACUGCUCCGACCACCGCCGCCACGCCUCCCCUGCCCCGCCUCACUGCUCCGACCGCCGUCGCACCGCCUCCGCAAGGCCGGCCACUGCCGCCGUCACGCCUCCUCUGCCCCGCCUCACUGCUCUGGCCAUCGUCGCCCCGCCAACUGA